GAGAGAGAGAGAGGCAUUAUAUCAACCUCCUUUGCUUAAACAAACAAGAGCAAAGAUGAACCUAAAUGGCCAUUUACCAAAGAAUGUGACUGGUAGUAACAGAUUAUAACUCCAAUAUUCUAGUUUCAGAGCUGAUAUUUAGCUGUUUAACACGGCAAGACUUCGCACUCUUUUGUUAGCAGUUACAACACUUCCUGACUCAAGACACACCCUCUACAGAUAUGACUGUCCAUGCUACAGAAGAAACUGAUUAGCUAACAGGCCUACGCUACAAAAAUGCAUUUCUACUUUUCAAACAAACCCAGUUGUGAUUCUUGCAGUUCAUUUACGUUAAUUACUGAAUGCACUUCAAAUGAGGGAGGCAGGUGAGGUGCUAUCGGACCCACAAACAGCAGUUUGUUGUCCUUAACCCCAUGCAAACUAAAUCACAUCAGAACAGAAAAGUUUUCAAUGCACUCACCGUGUAUUUGCUCCAAGUUAAACUCAAUCUGGAGGUGACAUACAACAGUGGCAAAGGAAAACAAUACAAAGAUUUUCCAUGAAGACCCACUGCAUGAACACUUGAGAAAGCCCUCAUGAAACUAUAAGCAUUAAGGUCAGAUGAUCACAAUGAUGACCAAACCUUAUGGAAAACCAGGGGAUGUGACUGAGCUUGUCAGUUCUCUCGGAUGGAUGGAGGAAGACCUCAGCUCACAGGAUGGUGACCGGACACCUGAGAUAGGUCACUAUGUGUCACACAGGAGACCUGUAGAGCUUGGCAGUGAGGAUAUGGAGGAGGAGGAGGAGGAGGAAGAGGAAGAAGUGGGUCUCGAUGGAGAAAAGGCACCCAAGCGAAGAGGUCCUAAAAAGAAGAAAAUGACCAAAGCCAGACAAGAACGUUUCCGUGCCCGACGCGUCAAGGCCAACGCCAGGGAACGCUCACGCAUGCAUGGGCUGAACGACGCAUUGGACAACUUGCGGAGCGUCAUGCCUUGUUACUCCAAGACCCAGAAGCUCUCCAAAAUCGAGACCCUGCGGCUGGCCCGCAACUACAUUUGGGCUCUGUCGGAGGUUCUGGAGAGUGGCCAGUCAACCGAGAGCCUUGGUUUUGUGGAGAUGCUAUGCAAGGGGCUUUCGCAACCUACCAGCAACCUUGUGGCAGGCUGCCUCCAACUUGGACCCUCGUCCAUGCUGAUCAACAAGCUGGAUGAAAAGUGUGGGAUUCCAGGAGUAGGUGGUCCACAGGGUCACCCCAUUAGCUAUCCUUCACCGGGACUUCCCAGUCCACCCUAUGGCUCAUUGGAGGCCUCACACUUGCUUCAUCUAAAGGGCUUCAAGGGGGCUAACUACGAGAACUCCUCACCAAACGAAUGUAGCAGCAGCACGCCACCUUAUGACGGCCCUCUUACUCCACCACUCAGCAUCAGCAGCAACUUCGCCCUCAAGCAGGAGCCGUCGCCGCAUGAGGCUGAGAGGAACUUUACACCUCACCCGACCCACGCCGCUCAUUACAUCUCCUCACACCCUUACCCACCUUCCUCCUUGGCGGGUCUUCCAGCUCCUCAGGGUCACCCGCUGUUCCCAGGCUCCCGUUUUGAGCUUCCUUUAGACAUGGCUUUUGAGCAAUUUACCCCUUCACAUAUUGUGACAUCACAGAUGAGCAGCAUUUACAGUGAAUGAACAGAAAUGACCACCAGAGACACUCAGCAAUUCUGCCUCCUGCUCCUCAGUUUGCCUCCAGUGGGGCAGCACAUUUAAGGAGACACUUUGCAUGUACCCUGUCUGAUCCCUUAAGAGACCAUAGUGGUCACUGAGAGAGAGUAUCUGAAACGUAACCUACCUGUGGCAACUGAAGUACUGAGAAAGAGAUGCAUAUUUUUUUUUUUUUGUUAAUUUAUUCUUGUUUCUGUAAUGAGUUUGUUACUUCUUUAAAUGUUAUUUUUAAUUGUUCUGGGAUUUGUAUUCUGUAUACACUUGAUGUUCUUCACCUCAAAUAAGAUGACGACUUUGGUGCACAUAUGCCAUAAAAGUGCAUCAAAAUUGACGCAUAAACAAGAUUUUUAGAUGCAUACAGAGAGUAAAAGCCUCAGUUUUUUUUUCAGCAUUGUUCAACCAGAUGCUUAUUUUCCACUAAACAAAACACACAAAACAUAAAUAAAUAAAAAGAAAGAAUGAAGGAAAAGGACCAAUUUAGUACAUUGCAUUUACCAUAACUAAUGCAUUUAUUUAUGACUGUAUUUAAUAUUUAUUUUGAUGACAAUUGUAUGUUUUGAAACAAUUUGUCAGCACUGUUUUUAUUGGUUCAUUGGUACACUGCCAGUCACUGCUACCAAUACUCAUAAAGUAUCUAAUUUAUUUAUUGGAAUUCAUUCAGUUUAAUGUAUUUUUGUCAUUCUCCACAAUAUUUGUAAUUUUGCUCAAGCGUUUGUAAAUAUUUACCUGUUCCGCACUUAAUAAAAUAAAUAUUCUUAUAUAAUAUGA
Messenger RNA from Cyprinus carpio (common carp), 2460 nucleotides. It is a transcript of the gene neurod4, whose product is annotated as neuronal differentiation 4. Gene Ontology annotation, molecular function: protein dimerization activity. The coding region runs from base 601 to 1659 and encodes 352 amino acids. Lineage: Eukaryota; Metazoa; Chordata; Actinopteri; Cypriniformes; Cyprinidae. The transcript is spliced from 3 exons. Gene Ontology annotation, biological process: regulation of DNA-templated transcription; nervous system development. The record is from RefSeq and is a predicted model, not a curated record.